This is a messenger RNA of Colletotrichum higginsianum IMI 349063, 1653 nucleotides long. Its product is annotated as Major facilitator superfamily transporter. Gene Ontology annotation, biological process: biotin import across plasma membrane. The transcript has 5 exons. Gene Ontology annotation, cellular component: membrane. The record is from RefSeq and is a predicted model, not a curated record. Gene Ontology annotation, molecular function: solute:proton symporter activity; dethiobiotin transmembrane transporter activity; biotin transmembrane transporter activity. Lineage: Eukaryota; Fungi; Ascomycota; Sordariomycetes; Glomerellales; Glomerellaceae. The coding region runs from base 1 to 1653 and encodes 550 amino acids.
AUGGCUCACCUACAUGGAGAAGCGCGCAGCGCCGACGACAAGCAACCCAUUGACUUUCUUAGCACUGCGGCUGCUUCGUCGGGCGCAGAUACUCCGGCUGGACCAUCCCAUCGAGACGAGGACGAGGAGCAGGAGGAAUACGAUGUCGAGACGGUCGAGAAGGUCUACCGAAAACUCGACCUUCGCAUCAUUCCAGCUUUCUGGACACUGUAUUUCCUCUGCUCUGCCAUCAGGUCCAACAUUGGCAUCGCCCAAACCAUGAACGCGGCGCAAGGUCAUGACUUGAUGUCGGUUCUCGGUCUGUCGGCACGGGAUACUUCGACCGCGCUGGCUCUUUUCUACGUCGCCUAUGUCAUCUUCGACUGUCCCUCGAACCUGGUCAUGGCCAAGCUGAGCCCCCGAAUCUGGAUGGCUCGAAUCGUCAUCGCCACUGGCAUCAUUGGCACCUGCUUCGCUGCUGUACAGAGUGCCUGGAGUGUCAAGUUGCUUCGGUUCUUGCUGGGCGUAGUCAUUGCAGGCAUGUGGCCGGGAAUGUCCUACUAUCUGACCCUGUUCUACCCGCCUUCUCGGACCGGCAAGAGAAUCGGCAUGUACUUUACGGCUGCCCAGCUUUCGGCUGCCGUCGUGGGUCUCGUAUCUGCCGGCUUCCAGCUCAUGGAUGGCCUUGGAGGUCUGGUUGGUUUCCGCUGGAUGUUCCUCAUUUACGGACUCGUCGCCAUCGUGCUUGGGUUCUGCCUGCUCUGGUGGCUUCCCGACCGCCCCCUUCCUCCUGGACAGAAGCGUCAAAGGUCGGCCUGGCUGAAGUGGCUUCCACCCACCCCGGAAGCCCUUUCGGGCCAGGACGCCGUCAUUCACUACCAUGACCUUCGUCGGGUCUACCAUCCGAGACCCUGGACCCUCAGGGACCUCGUCAGAGUCUUGAUCGACUGGCGUCUCUGGCCUUUGACUUUCAUGUACUUCGGAGUCGUCGGCGUCGGCAUUGGCACUCAGCUUUACGGCUCCGUCAUCAUUCGUUCCAUUGUGCCCACGGCAUCCAGCAUCCAAGUCAGCUUGCUCUUCGCUCCUAUCUGGAUUAUGGAUCUGAUCGCCAUUCUGCUGGUGAUGCCACUUUCGGACCGCUUCCACGGUCAUCGGCCAUUCAUCUUCUCGGCCGCCGUGUGCCUUCAGAUCACCGGACUGCUUGUCGUCACUUUCGCCCUCGACAACGGAUGGGCUCGGUACGGCGGGCUUCUGAUGGUCGGCUUUGGCCUGGGCCCAACAGUCCCCAACUGCAUGACUUGGACAAACGAGAUUUUCCAACGCCGUCACGGCGAGGUUGGAGUGGCGGCUGCUACUGCCCUGGUGUCCGGCCUCGGAAACCUGGGAAGUAUCGUCACCACCUACGCGCUUUACACGGGAUGGCCGGAGGACGCUGCCAAGGGCCGUUACCAGUACCGUCGCAGCAACUACGCAAUGAUUGGCAUCCUUUGUCUAAGCAUCCUCAGCAGUUUUGCCAUGUUCUUCCUGUUGAAGAUUUUCGGCAACAAGCCCGCGGCCAAGAUGUCGAACCACGACUCCUCCAGCGAGAUCGAGGACGGUGCCGCGAGGCGUGAGGCCCGGGAACGAGGCUUCGGCAAGUUGUUCCCCCGCAACAACCAACGUCAGGAAGCCUGA